Gigantopelta aegis is the source of this 1771-nucleotide messenger RNA. RefSeq lists its product as uncharacterized. NCBI's taxonomy places the organism in Eukaryota, Metazoa, Mollusca, Gastropoda, Neomphalida, Peltospiridae. Gene Ontology annotation, biological process: regulation of transcription by RNA polymerase II. Gene Ontology annotation, molecular function: RNA polymerase II cis-regulatory region sequence-specific DNA binding; DNA-binding transcription factor activity, RNA polymerase II-specific; protein dimerization activity. The transcript is spliced from 7 exons. Bases 41 to 709 code for a protein of 222 amino acids. Gene Ontology annotation, cellular component: nucleus. The record is from RefSeq and is a predicted model, not a curated record.
CGGCCAUGUCGUGUAAUGCAGACAGUAACUGCCGAACAUAAUGACGCAGUCUCGCCCUUCUGUUCUGUUGCAGCAACGGACGGCCGUCGUGGUAGCCGACGUUCAGAUCCCAAACUUGGAGUUUGACGCGUUGGAGUUUAUCGAUGUUGCCACGCAACAGUCGGCCGAGCCCAUCCACAACAAACCGGAGUUCAGGAAGAUUCUCCGAGAUCUCAAGAGUUGUGAAGAUGUCGUCGUCAACGGCGUGCUCAGCAGCUCUGUCAUACAACGGUUUGCUGAUGUGUGCACGAAGCAGAGUUCACUGACCAGUCCAGCGGUGCCACGUCAUCGAAGGAAGUCUCAUAUCAAGGCAGAACAACAAAGGCGAAAGAAAAUUUAUACUCACCUUUGGGUUCUUGUCGACGUCAUUCCAUCGCUGGCCUAUUUGAAGAAUGCAAGGAACAUUAGUGAAUUGGAUGUGGUCAAUGAAACUCUCAAGUGUGUGAAUAAACUAAAAGCGCACCAUGACUCACAAACACAAAGAAUUCAUGACUUAAAGAAGGAAAGUAAAGAAUGCAUGGAAAUGAUUUGUGAUUUUCAAGCCAGCCUGCCAGCGGGUGGACUACACGGGUGUCUGACACCGAGGUCGCUGGAUGACAUGUUUGCCGAGCUCGUCACACAGAGAAGCUCCGCCCACUGGACAUAUUGGAUCUUCAGCUUCUUUCGUUAAACCACUGUUCAAGACAUUCAAACAGGAAGUUGUGACGCGGACCGCGGAAGAAUUCGUCACUUCACUGAACGAGUGGACUGACACACGUCUUUGUUUGACCUUUCUACGACCUGUUGUCAUACACGGGUUACGAGAUAUCGGUGUGCUGACGUCGGUUAUAGAGCGCCCAGACGUGUUCAAGGAAGAAGCGUUGAAACUCGUUAAAACCGAGAAGUCAAGAGACGACGAUGACACGCCGAUCACAGUCAUAUGUUAAAACCGAGAAGUCAAGAGACGACGAUGACACGCCGAUCACAGUCAUAUGUUAAAACCGAGAAGUCAAGAGACGACGAUGACACGCCGAUCACAGUCAUAUGUUAAAACCGAGAGGUCAAGAGAUAGUUGACCCCCACGCCGAUCACAGUCAUAUGUUCUGUUUGUUUUAUAAGUUCUUGAAAGACCUCUGACCCGUUGGACAGAAGUUUGAAGUGAGACAGAGGAGAUUCUUAUGACUGAUGAUGGAUUCUCAGUGGCAGUCCUCUUACGUGUAUUCUCGUUCAUUCUAAACUAAGACACCUAAUCAUACCAUACACCUCACAUAAUAUUUAUACACCAUCAUACUAAACACACGUGUCACAUGCAUACUGUUAUACCACACACACGCACAUGCAUACCCACACAUACAUUUUUAUUUAUUAACAUUUUUUAUUAUUUAUCUAUACAUGUAAUUUAUUAGCACAUAUCCGAUUAAGGUUCAAUCACGCUGUCCUGGACACCCACCUCAGCUACCUGAGCUGGCUGUCGAUGACAUUGGGUUAGUGGUUAGUGGUUAGUGAGAGAGUAGGUGUAGUGACCCUCCCAUUGGACGAUCAAACCUCGCUCUGGGUGGGUGCCAGUAGCGGGAUGCGAACCCAGUAGUUGCCGGCCUUUAGAGCGAUUACUAACCACUACAACACCAAGGCAGGUACUUGUUUGACGUGUCAGUGUGCAUGUUGUGUGUGUGUGUAUGUAUGUGUGUGUGUGUGUGUGUGUAUGUGUGUGUCUGUGUAUGUGUGUCUCUGUGUGUGUGUGUGUGUGUGCGUG